GAAGACAUUGGUAUUAUUGGAAAGGAACCAGAGCUGCAUAAUAAUAGAGAGUUGCCCCCCACACACAAAUCAAUCAAGCCAUACGAGGCAUUCUGUAUUUUUUGAUUUUCGAUUCUCUUUUUACCAUUAUUAUUAUUCCUUUCACAGGUAGAUUUGCGAGAUAGGCGUAGAUAUAGGUAGAUAAAAGAUAGAAAUUCUCUAGACAUGCUCACUUCUCAUCAGCUUCCUAGCCAUUUCUUUGCAUUUUCUCCAGGGCAAGGCACUGUUUGGCUUAAAAGAAACAAUCUCACACUCUUGAUGUUCUUCAGAUUCAUCUCUCUUCUUGCGCCCCGAUCCAAAGGCUAGAAUUCGCUGUUUGUUUCUUCAACUGAUCUCGUCUAGUAGUCGCCGCAUCUUGUUGGUUUUUGGAAGACCUGUUCUUGAUCUUGUCUGGGUAGAAUAACAAGAGAUGGUUUUGAGUUCGAAACAAGUUUCUGGAGAUGGGAUUGACUGGGGUCACACCUUGUUGCAGGGUGGUAGUUUGGAGCUGCACAAGCCUCCUAUGAUGAGGAGGCAGCAGCAGCAACAGCAGCAGCAGCAGUUGGAGCCAUUGAAGUGUCCGAGGUGUGAUUCCACAAACACCAAGUUUUGUUAUUUCAAUAAUUACAACAAGUCACAGCCCCGGCAUUUCUGCAAAUCUUGCAAGAGGCACUGGACGAAAGGAGGAACUCUCCGCAACGUUCCUGUUGGUGGUGGCCGCAAGAAUAAGAGGCCCAAGACAUCUGCCACUGCAACCGCUGCGGCGGCCACCCCCACCGUGACCUCCUCCCCGGCCACCCCCACCACUAGCAGUAUCACCAAUAGGAGUAAUAUCAACAUGGGAAUUCAAACCCAGCAACAGCGGAAGAGCAGUCUUGCACUCGGUGAUCAUGAGAAGAGUAGUCUCUCAGAUAUUCUCUAUCAGGCCUUUAUUCGUCCACCACUUUCUGUGAUGCAACAGAAUUCAAUCGGCAGCAGCAAUGGGAUGUCUAUGGCUUCAAUUCCAUCUCUACCUCCAAAUCAAAACCUACACUUCCCCUUUCGAAGCUUGAGCUCUUUUGACACCAGUCCUUCUUCGAUUCCAAGCUCUUUUCAGCCCUCAAAUGUCUAUAAUUACACUGGAGAAGCCGAAGCAAAGGAUGGAUCAACCACGGCCUGCUUCAUGCCCAGCACAAGCGGAACCAUCACUCAGCCAUGGCAAAUGCCAGCAGCAAGUAGCGUGGUGGACACGACCAACUACUGGAGUUGGGAUGACAUAGAUACAUUUGUGUCCACUGACCUCAACAUACCAUGGGAUGAUUCUGAGAUGAAACCAUAAAGCAAAUUUAAUGUUAUUAGGAAUGUCUAUAGCAAUCUCUGUGAAUUGGGUGUUUGUGUUUGAUGAAGGUUCGUCUCAUUUUCUACUGUCCUAGUCCAGUACAUGUAGUUUUGUUUUCAUUGAUAAUUUCCAUAACUGAUCUCUUUGCCUAUAA
Molecule: messenger RNA, 1490 nt
Organism: Vitis vinifera (wine grape)
Lineage: Eukaryota; Viridiplantae; Streptophyta; Magnoliopsida; Vitales; Vitaceae
Product: dof zinc finger protein 4
Exons: 1
Coding region: 449-1336 (295 amino acids)
Biological process (GO): regulation of DNA-templated transcription
Molecular function (GO): DNA binding; DNA-binding transcription factor activity
Source: RefSeq, a predicted model, not a curated record